Messenger RNA from Drechmeria coniospora, 2040 nucleotides. RefSeq lists its product as uncharacterized. The coding region runs from base 1 to 2040 and encodes 679 amino acids. Gene Ontology annotation, biological process: DNA-templated transcription. NCBI's taxonomy places the organism in Eukaryota, Fungi, Ascomycota, Sordariomycetes, Hypocreales, Ophiocordycipitaceae. Gene Ontology annotation, cellular component: nucleus. The record is from RefSeq and is a predicted model, not a curated record. The transcript is spliced from 3 exons. Gene Ontology annotation, molecular function: DNA binding; DNA-binding transcription factor activity, RNA polymerase II-specific; zinc ion binding.
AUGCCACAGAAAGCACAGGCUGCCGAGCGGCCGUACCGAUCCCAUCUCCGGCCAGCCUGCGUUCCAUGUCGCCGCCGGAAGUCGAGGUGCCAGAUCGAGGCCGAUUCCGAAACCUGUGUCACUUGCCGCGCUCACCGCACCAGCUGCUUCUUUCCAGAUAUCAAACGAAACGCGGAAAGCCGAGAAGCCAGCCACGGGGGUCUUCCGAGGGAUGAUGGAUCGAGGCCGAGACCAAGGCGACCACCCUCUCAGGGCGCCGUCACGCCAUCGGCGAAACCAUCAAGGACGUCAUCCUCCACUUCUGCUCCAAAGCCCCCUCGGGGCACCCCAUCGGUCGCAGGAGUCACCAUGAGGACGGCAGCUCUCAUGGAGCCAUCGUCCACUGCCGCCUUUCCCCCGGGUCGACCCUCGGUUUCGGAUCCUUCAGGCCAUGGCCUGUCGACGGCAACGACUAGAUCGGAGCCACAGUCUCCCGUGCCCCUGGGCUCGUGCGAUGACCAUCACGUAAACCUUCACAUUGUCGGACCUACCGACACCAACGAUAGCCAAGUGCUGUCAGAUUAUCUCGUCGCCAUUCCCGAGGCCAUGCGCGGCACCCGCAUGGUCGUGCCCGAGUCCGCCGGACCUUCGAAGCCCGUCCUGUUCACCAUGGUCCGAAAGCUCCCCCUCGGCCUGCAGGUGAAUCGGAGCCUGUCGGCGGAAAAGCUUGAAAUCAUCGAGCAGUUGCUCGGGGACCAUGUCGACGCCGUCAUUGAUGAGUAUUUCAUCAAGGCCAACGACUGCCUGCCACUUGUGGAUGAGCAUUCGUUUCGGCAGCAAUAUAGGGACGGCAAAUCCCGCCUUUCGCCGGCCCUCCUCUCCUGCAUGUACGCCAACACCCUCGUGUACUGGCGACACUCGCCCAAACUGUCCCUUCACAAAAGCCCGGACAGCAGGUUCGUCUGGAACCUCGCCAACGAAGCUCUCUACUCGGAGCUCCACGUAUCACCAGGAAUCUCCAUCAUCAAGGCGAUUCUGCUCAACAUUGGCGGCCGGCCGACGACCUCGCUCAUCGGAAACGGCGUCCUGCUCGGUUCUGCCGUGUCCAUGGCUCACUCCCUCGGUCUCAAUCACAGCCCACUGACGUGGAAGAUUCCUCGGUCGGAAAAGAAUCUGCGAAUGAAGACUUGGUGGGCAUUGCUUCUGCACGACAGGUGGAUAAGUCUGGCACAUGGCACACCACCGCACAUCUCGCGGGACCAAUGCAACGUCCCCUUACCGGAGCUCGAGUAUCUCUGCGACGACGAUCCGUCCGACAAACAGGUGAGGACUGCCUCGGUCUUCAUCGCCUUGUGCAACUUGACCAACGUGCUCGACAAUCAUCUGCAACACGUCUAUCGUCUCGGCAGAGACAGGCCUUGGGGAACUACCAAGCUUGAGCUGUCCCUGAACGGUUGGGUCGAGUCGCUGGCCGGCUGCACGAGACUCAUCGUCGUCCGCGGCUCGAACCUUGAAAUCCCCGGGGCCGCCAAUCUUCGGCUUGCCUACCUUACCACCCGCCUGCUGCUGCAACGCAUCGAGCUCGAGUCGGCCAAGCAGACGUAUCCACCGGCAAAUCAGAAUCUGAUGAACCGCUACAUCGAGGCACGCCGCACGUCGGAGGAGAUUCUCUUUCUCGUCCAGGAGCUGCAGCCGCAACAGCUCGGCGACUUUUGGCUGUCCGUCAGUGCAUUUGCCUUUCCCGCAACCGUCAACUUUCUUCUGCGGUGCGGUCUCGAAUCAGAAAGUUCUCUGUCAAGACUGGCGCAGAGCACCUCGUUUCGAAUUGCCAGGGGUUUGAUCGAUGCGCUCCGAAGUCAUCAAGAGGUGUCCGGCUGGGAUCUUGGAGACGUCUGUCUCGCGCAGCACGCCGACGUGGUCGACAAGGUUUUGGGGGGCGCUCUGCCAGAUGAGCAGAGAAAUUUUACCAUGGCGGAUAUCGAGGAUUUUGUCAUGCCAGACAUAUCCUUUCUUGACCAGUAUUUUCCGAGUCUUUGGGAUCCGUUGCAGAAUGUGUGGUGA